AUGAUCCUACAAGCUUUGAUUUCUUCAUCAACAAAAAGUAAUUUCAAAUUACGCAAUAAAAACCAACAAGGAUUGGAAGAAAUGGAUUUAUCAAAUGGUAUAACCAUGAAUAAUGAUCUAGAAUCUUGGUCAUUUAAUCGUAAAUUUUUAAUUAACGCAGCUUUGUCACCAAGUUUUUUAAAAAGUUUCACAAUUAAUUUGGUCAAAGAAAACUAUUUUGAGAUGAAAAAUUAUUGGUAUAAACUAAAUUCAGAAUAUAAAAAGGUAAACACUGGCAAAGGAAAUGGUGGUGAUGAUGAUUAUAUUAUAGAUAUAUCUUCUUGGCAAGAGCCUUCAGUCACUAUAAUAAGAGAAAGUAAUAAUACAAUAAUGAGAAGGGAGGAGUUUUCUGAUGCGGUAAAUGGUGGUCCUAAGAAGUCAAGUUGGAUAUGGAACUUGAUGGAAGAAACUGAAAUUGUAAAAAAUGGAGAAAAAUCUAAAGGAGCUAUUUAUUUGUCAAGUUAA
Entrophospora sp. SA101 is the source of this 504-nucleotide messenger RNA. NCBI's taxonomy places the organism in Eukaryota, Fungi, Glomeromycota, Glomeromycetes, Entrophosporales, Entrophosporaceae. The record is from the annotation of a GenBank genome assembly.